CCUCCUCAUCUUCCAAUGAGUGAAGAUAGACAAAUUGAUCCAGCAAUCAUUCAUCCAUCCAUCCAUCCAUCCAUCCAUCCAUUGCUCUUUUGCAAGAAAGGUUCAGACAGUUGGAGAGAGCCAAGGAGAUAAGGCAGGAGAAAGAGUUCCUACGGAUGUUGCCUAAAUCAAGGCAGAUCAAUGCAGCUAUGCCUUAUGUGCCAUGCAGAUCGCUUUUACACCCUGUACUCAUGCUUCAGUCAAAGUUGCCUCUUCAGUGUACACUCAAAAGAGAAGCUAAUGUUGAUACUUCCAUCUCUUACAAUGUUAGUCUAUCGAGUAAUCCUGUGGUUUCCUUCCAUUUCUUCUUCAUGGUGCGCAACUACAUAGCGAUUAGAAAGGCGAUUCUCUUCUCUCUUCUGAAAUGCAUUCUCAGCAUAGUGCUUUUACCCUACCUCAAGUCUAUAUAUUUGAUGCCUUCACAUCUUGAUGAUUGGAUCCAUCUUCAUCGUGCUUAUCAUCAUCAUCAUCAUCUUGAUUAUCCCUUUUGAGGACCACUUUGAUGCUCUCACUAGCUUUAGGGAUGUAUCCAAAUCCUUCGCAUAAAAAACCAGAUACUGUCUCAUACUGAUGUUCCUAUAGAACAGCAUGGUGAACAAAGAAAUGAUGAAUAGAGAUGAAAUUUACAA
Messenger RNA from Rubroshorea leprosula, 668 nucleotides. The record is from the annotation of a GenBank genome assembly. Lineage: Eukaryota; Viridiplantae; Streptophyta; Magnoliopsida; Malvales; Dipterocarpaceae.